CUCUCUCUCUCUCUCACACACACACAUUACACAUCACAUAUUCUGUCCUACUGCUUCUUUUUAUGCUCUCUAUUAUCUCUUUUUCUCUCUCAUUCUCAGAGAGACAAAUCUUAACAUAGACAGACAAACCAACAUUUUCUCAUCAGCUUCAUUCUCGCAUGUGCUUUUAGAUACUAUAUGUUUAUAUAUGGGAUUUUCAUGUGAGGAUCACUUUGAAGAAAAGGACAUGGAGUUUUCCUUUAUAGAUGAAACUAGUGAAACAACACAGAACAGUAUCAUCAUGGAAGUGUAUCAUCAUUAUCAUGGGGUCGAUAACACAGAUUUCUUCCCAGUUGAACACCCUAUGGAGCCACCAGACGAAGAUCGUCCGGUGAAAUGCCCUAUGCCUCAAUCUUCAGUCAUUACUGAUGAAAGGAAGCACGAAAAAAGGAAUGCAGAUAGCAUAAGGAAGAGAGGGGAGAUAUCUGGGACCACGACCGAGGGACAAAGAAGAGCUUCUGUGGAUGCCCCAGCUCGAGGAGUGCGAAAGCGGCAUCACACCCUCACACAUGGAUCUGGAGGAGACAUUGUGAUGACUCCACUGAUGAGAAUGCCAUCUCUCCCUCGGCAGUCUCAGAAUAUCACUAUCUUUCAAGUGCUUCAGCAACUGGACAAGUUUGAGUCUUAAGAACUAAAUGUAAUCACAACAGUCCAUGCAAGGAGGGAUGCAUAUUUUAAUCAUAAGCUAGGUAACAGAACUUCAAAAUAGAGCAAGACAGCAAGCAUUGGUGCAUGAAGAACCCCAAGUUUUCAUCAUAUAUCAUUGUCAAAAGAAUGUAUUUUCAUGUUUUCUAUUCAUCAAGACAAUAUUAUACUUUAAAGUGUUUUCAAAUGAGCAGAUUACACAAUUCUAAUUA
Trifolium pratense (red clover) is the source of this 896-nucleotide messenger RNA. RefSeq lists its product as uncharacterized. Lineage: Eukaryota; Viridiplantae; Streptophyta; Magnoliopsida; Fabales; Fabaceae. The transcript has 3 exons. The coding region runs from base 188 to 667 and encodes 159 amino acids. The record is from RefSeq and is a predicted model, not a curated record.